This is a messenger RNA of Trichoplusia ni (cabbage looper), 1928 nucleotides long. RefSeq names its product large neutral amino acids transporter small subunit 2 (gene JhI-21). Gene Ontology annotation, molecular function: L-amino acid transmembrane transporter activity. The transcript is spliced from 7 exons. The coding region runs from base 269 to 1705 and encodes 478 amino acids. Lineage: Eukaryota; Metazoa; Arthropoda; Insecta; Lepidoptera; Noctuidae. Gene Ontology annotation, biological process: amino acid transmembrane transport. Gene Ontology annotation, cellular component: membrane. The record is from RefSeq and is a predicted model, not a curated record.
CCCGGCACACAUGCGCUGCGGCGACUGCUCCGAGUGGUCGGCUUACCGCGUCGUCAGUACUCGCCGCCUGACGUCAGCACCGCAUCGUCUAUUCCAGUUUCGCAGAUCAUAAAAAUGGUAACAGAAAGUGAUUCAGUCGUGUGAGAUAUUCCGUGGCGGCAAGUCCUGUCCAUGCUCGUGUAAUUUUGCGUAGAGUGGCGUGGAUAUCACGCGUGUUUUGCCCACGUGCGUGGCGUUUACCGGUGUACGCGAUUGAUUUUUUUGCGGAAUGGGCGAAGAGUCUCAAGCCAGUGAUGGCAAAGUGGUUUUAAAACGAAAAAUAACAUUAUUUAAUGGAGUUGGCAUAAUUAUUGGGACUAUUAUUGGUUCCGGAAUUUUCAUAUCUCCGACAGGAGUUUUCUUAUACACCGGGUCAGUCGCUGCGUCUCUCUUAAUAUGGCUGGUGAGUGGUCUCCUGUCUACCCUGGGAGCGCUCUGCUACGCCGAGCUGGGCACAUCGAUCACGAGGUCUGGCGGUGACUAUGCCUACAUCUACGCGGCCUUCGGGCCACUGCCCGCCUUCCUGCGUAUGUGGAUCGCGCUGCUCAUCAUCAGACCCACGACUCAGGCGAUAGUGGCUCUCACUUUCGGCCACUACGUGGUAAAGCCAUUCUACCCAGAAUGUGAACCACCAGAACAGGCUGUUAAACUUCUAGCUGCUGUCUGCUUAUGCAUACUGACUGCAAUAAACUGCAUCAGCGUGCGAUGGACGAUGAGGAUACAAGAUGUGUUCACCUCGUCCAAACUGUUGGCGCUCAUCGUUAUCAUCAUAUCCGGUAUCUACUAUAUUUGUAUCGGACACUCAGAAAACUUCCAAGGAGCCUUCGAUGGAGAGUUCAGUGCAGGAAACAUAGCUCUUGCCUUCUACUCUGGACUCUUCGCGUUCGGAGGGUGGAACUACCUCAACUUCGUCACUGAAGAGCUCCAGGAUCCAUACAAGAAUUUGCCUCGUGCGAUAUGGAUCGCGAUGCCCAUGGUGACUAUAAUCUACGUGCUGGCGAACUUGGCGUACUUCGCCGUGGUCACCAAAAUGGAAAUGAUGACGAAUCCGGCAGUGGCUGCGGUGUUCGGAGACCGUCUUUUCGGUGGUUGGAGUUGGAUGAUCCCAGUGUUCGUGGCUCUGUCGACCUUCGGAGGGGUGAAUGGCGUGUUGUUCACGUCGGCAAGACUGUUCGCUACUGGCGCCCAGGAGGGGCACAUGCCUGCCUUCUUCUCACUUUUCCAUAUUGAAAAGCAGACACCUAUACCUGCCCUGAUGUUCACUUGUCUUUUCUCCCUGCUCAUGUUGACGACAAGCAACGUUUUCGAUCUCAUCAACUACUUCUCGCAAACACUCUGGCUGUCUGUGGGCGCGUCUGUCGUCGGCAUGCUGUGGUUACGCCGCGCCAAGCCCGACAUCCCGAGACCCAUCAAGGUCAACAUCGUCAUACCGUACCUGUUCCUCAUUGCCAUCGGAUGUCUAGUCAUCAUCCCGGCCAUCACUCGACCAACAGACACUGCCAUAGGUCUAGCUAUACUCCUGUCAGGCAUACCUGUGUAUUACUUAUGUGUCAGGUGGAAGAGCAAGCCUGAGAUGUACCACUCUCUCUCCGGUUGUAUCCUAAGGUUCCUACAAAAGCUCUGCUCAUGCAUUUACGUCGAUUCCUCCGAGAAGAUGUCGAAUUGAACUACUGUGGACAACUUUGUGGAAUCAGAUUUCGUUCGGAAUAUUUACAAGGACCUUGUUAAGAUAUUAAAAUGUAAAGGACCAAUAUGAUAAUGUAUACUUAUGGGACCGUUCAUUUGUUACAUGGUACUGUGAUAGAAGUUCUGCGAAUAAACUUUUAUUUGUGACGUAUCUCAUACAGGUCGUCUUAUAGAGAUUUUUUGGUAUACGUAACCACAACAUA